Dujonia railenensis is the source of this 4248-nucleotide messenger RNA. The record is from the annotation of a GenBank genome assembly. Lineage: Eukaryota; Fungi; Ascomycota; Pichiomycetes; Serinales; Debaryomycetaceae.
AUGAGUGACCAAGCAUCUCUAGAAACAGGUCCUGAAUUUCAGCCCCAGAAGAGGCUUCUUUCCAGAUUUUUCAAAGGUGAGUAUCCAAUACCGACAGAAGAAGAAAGAAAGCCGUAUGGGUAUACACAUGCAAACAUUAUCAGUAAAAUCUUCUUUCAUUGGGUUACUCCAAUAAUACGGGUAGGCUACUCUCGUACAAUUAGGCCUGCAGAUCUUUUCGUAUUAACUGAAGAUUUCGAGAUUAGUUUCAUGGUUGCAAAAUUUAAUGUGCAAUUAGAUAAAACUGUUACAAAAUAUAGACAGAGGCACGAGAGCAAUCCUUCAAAUAAGGAUGUACCGUUUAAAUGGCCCAAAUACACACUUGUAAAAGUUGUUUUGGCUACCUUACUAUAUGAAUUUACAAAAUCUGCUGUUUUGGGAUCCAUAGCAAUGAUAUUUAUGUCGUUAAUGCCAUUGCUAACGAAGCAGCUUAUACGAUUUGUUGAGAGCUAUUCAAAUCCAGACCUGAAUGAAAGCAUAGGUGUUGGAAUAGGAUACGCAAUUGGAUGCAGUUUUGCUACUUUAGUAACUGGAUUUUUAUUUAAUCAUUUCACUCACGUUGGUCUAACUUUGGGUAUAAAAGUAAAAUCAAUUUUGACUGCUGCAGUUUUAGCAAAAUCGUUCAAACUUCUGCCAGCAUCUAGAAGAAAACAUACACUGGGUAAAAUUACAUCCUUGAUGGGUACAGAUCUUUCCAGAGUAGAGUUGGGCUGCUUCUUUCUGCCUCUUUUGAUGAUUUUACCAAUCUCAUUAGCUAUUGCAAUAGCCAUUUUGGCGAUCAAUAUAGGUGUUUCUACCUUGGUUGGGUUAGCCGUCUUUGGAGGCUUUCUCGUGGCAAUCGGUUUUGGUACAUCUAAAAUGUUUAGCUAUAGAACCAAAAUUACCAAAUUGACUGAUACAAGGGUGGAUAUUGUCAAGGAAGUAAUACAUAAUUUGAAAAUGAUCAAGUUUUACUCAUGGGAGUUGCCAUAUUUGUCAAAAGUUAUUAACGCCAGAAGUGCUGAGAUUGAAGCAAUUUUAAAAAUCCAAGCUGUUAGAAAUAUCAUUAAUAGCUUUGCCCUUAGUUUGACAGGGAUUACUGCGAUGGUUUCAUUUUUAGUGAUGUAUGCAAUUAACGGAACCACAAAGGGCCCUGCAGAAAUAUUCUCAUCUGUUUCAACCUUCGAAGUCUUGUCUGUUUUAUCAUUUUUAUUACCAAUGUGUCUAUCUAGUGCAGUAGACUUAAUGAAUGCAUUUAAGAGAAUUGAAAGAUACCUCUCUAGUGAAGAGAUUUCAAUAAGUGAGAAUUAUAAGACUAUCAGAGAUCCUCACUCAAUGACUGCCAUUGGAAUUGAAAACGGUGAAUUUUCUUGGGAUUUAUCAGUAAUUCCUGAUGAUGAGGAUGAAAUUAAAGAAAAGAAGAAGGAAGCAGAAAAGAAAGAAAAAGAAUUGAAGAAACAAGAAGUGAAGGACAAGAAAAUUGAUAUCACUGCAGCUUCUGUUGAUAAAGAGAUUGUUCCGUUGCAACUGGAAAAAACUAGCUUUGACGAUGACUCCCAUAAGAAGUUCCUCGGCUUGAAGAAUAUCAAUCUCUCAAUUAGAAAAGGCGAAUUUGUAGUGAUUACAGGAGUUAUCGGUUCUGGAAAGUCUUCUUUACUCCAUGCGAUGGCAGGCGGAAUGAGACUUGACUCUGGUGAAGUGACAGUUGAUGGGUCUCACUUAAUGUGCGGAGAACCUUGGGUGCAAAAUGCCACAAUCAGAGAAAACAUUCUAUUCGGCUCCAUAUAUGAUGAAACGUUGUAUAGGCAAGUAAUCUAUGCUUGUUCUUUGCAACAAGAUCUAGAUUCAUUUGAUGCUGGUGAUUUCACUGAAGUUGGUGAAAGAGGUAUAACACUCUCAGGUGGUCAGAAAGCAAGAAUUAACUUAGCAAGAGCAGUAUACGCAAAUCCUGAUGUUUUACUAUUGGAUGACGUUUUGAGCGCAGUUGAUGCAAGAGUUGGCAAACAUAUUAUGAAUGAAUGUAUCAUGGGUCAAUUAAGGAACAAGACGAGACUAUUAGCAACGCAUCAGCUUUCCUUUGUUGAAUUUGCUGAUAAAAUUAUCUUUUUAAACGGUGAUGGCUCAAUUGAUGUUGGAACGCUUGAAGUUUUAAAACUGAACAAUGCUGCAUUUGCUAAGCUAUUAAGCUUCAGCGGAUCAAGUUCAAUGCCUACGAAUACCGAGGAAGAAGUUGAGGAACCGGAAAUUGAAAAAGUUAUAGCAUCAACAAAUCCAAAUGAUAUCUUGGGACAAGAUAAAUUAAGCUUAAAUGUUACUUCUGCCUCAAAUCAAAGCAGUACAGAUGAUGAUGAUGAUGAAAUUGAGCCCAAGGCAUUACCAAUUGAUUUGAGGAAUGGGAAGCUUCAUAAAGAAGAGGAAAAGGCUGUUAACAAAAUUAAAUUUACAGUUUAUAUUGAGUACGUUAGAGCUGGAGUUGGAAAGUUGGGAGUUGGUGGAUUCUUCUUACUUUUUGUCCUUUCAGCAGCACUUGCAACAUUCUCGAGUUUGUUCACAAAUACUUUCUUAUCUUUUUGGAUCUCCAAUAAAUUUCCAGGUAAGUCGGAUGGGUUUUACAUGGGGAUUUAUGCUAUGUUGACGUUCACUACAGCCAUUUUCCUUUAUUUGGAAUUUUUUAUUCUUGCAACUGUUAUCACAACAUCUUCGAAGAAUCUCAAUCUUGUAGCAAUGAAGAAAUUACUUCAUGCUCCCAUGUCUUUCAUUGAUACAACACCUAGUGGUAGAAUGAUUAAUAGAUUUACUAAGGAUACUGAUGCGUUGGAUAAUGAAAUCACUGAAAGUUUAAGAUUUUUACUCUAUGGAAUUGCCAAUUUGAUUGGUAUAUUUAUUUUAUGUUGCAUAUACUUACCUUGGAUCUUGAUUGCAAUGCCAUUUUUCGUUAUUACUUUCAUUUGCAUAGCCAAUUAUUUUCAAGCUACCACAAGGGAAAUAAAAAGAAUUGAAGCUGUGCAAAGGUCAUUUAUUCACAAUAAUUAUUCUGAAGUUUUAAAUGGUAUGAGUACGAUUAAAUCCUACUCUGCGGUUAAUAGAUUCAUCAAUUUGAAUAACAAACACAUUAAUACGACAAAUGAGGCGUCGUAUUUGGUAGCUUCGAACCAGAGAUGGUUAGCCAUAAUGCUAGAGCUCUUGGUGUUCGCUUUCACUUUAAUGAUAACUUUGAUGUGUGUUAAUAGAGUUUUCAAGAUUAACGCUGCAUCGAGUGGUUUGAUCAUCGGUUAUACUUUUUCACUUGGUAAUGAGCUUUCUCAAGCCAUUAGAUUGUAUACACAAGUUGAGAACGAUAUGAACUCUGCUGAAAGAAUACAGCAAUAUGCAUUCCACAUGGAUCAAGAAGCACCUUUUGAAAUUGCAAGUACGAAACCUGAUUUGCUGUGGCCACAAAAUGGUCAAAUUGAAUUUAAGAACGUUUCGUUAAGUUAUAGAAAAGGGUUACCAAACGUGUUGAAAGGUUUGAACUUCAAUGUUAAGGCUGGAGAGAAAAUCGGAAUUUGUGGUAGAACCGGGGCCGGUAAGUCGUCAAUAAUGACAGCGUUGUUUCGUAUAGUUGAAUUAUCUGAGGGCCAGGUAUUAGUGGAUGGAAUAGAUGUGUCAAAAAUAGGGUUGCAUGAUUUGAGAUCAAAUUUAUCGAUUAUACCACAGGACCCAGUAUUAUUCACUGGUACAAUCAGGAGAAAUUUGGAUCCAUUUGGUGAAAAAAGUGACGAAGAUCUUUGGGAUGCUUUAAGAAGAGCAGGUGUUAUCGAAGAAAGCAAAAUUGAAUAUGUUAAGCAACAGACAAUUAACGAUACUAAGGAAAUGCAUAAAUUUCACUUGGAUCAAGAGGUUGAGGAGCAAGGUGCUAACUUCUCUCUUGGUGAAAGACAAUUCAUUUCCUUCGCUAGAGCAUUAUUAAGGAAUACAAAAAUAUUAAUUCUUGAUGAAGCUACAUCAUCCGUUGAUUAUGAAACAGAUAGUAAGAUCCAACAAACUAUUAUUAGAGAAUUUGGUGACUGUACUAUUUUGUGUAUUGCUCACAGAAUCAAGACCAUUUUGAAUUAUGACAAGAUCGUUAUACUUGAAGAUGGUCAAUUGGCAGAUUAUGACACACCAUGGAAUUUAUUCAAUCGUGAAGGGAUAUUCAAUCAAAUAUGUGAAAAAUCCUCAAUAGUUGCCUCAGAUUUCCACAGAAGAUAA